AUGUAACGACGACUCCUUGGCAACACGGAAUUUAAAUAAGAAACGAAUUGUUACGUAUUAUCAGAGUGCACAGCAAAUUGGAUAUUGUUGUUGUUUAAGUUCACAUAGAACUAAAGUGAAAUGGACCGAUCCACACGUAUCAAACGCUAUCAUGUGCCCACGUUAAACGAUACCGAGACUUUGGCGGACACCGUACCGUUCAAAAUUGAAUGGUCGUACGGAUGGAACCUAACGAUGGGGUUGAAGAUCAUUGUCAAUGAUAAAAGUAAAAAAAAUCAAAAAAAAUUACAAAUGUUUUAUGCCAGCACGCACGUCGGUAUCAUAUCGGAGUACAAUAUCGAAACGAAAAAAACUCAAAUGAAAAUAUUAAACGGCCACAAUAAUUUCAUUAGUAGCUUCGACGUGUCAACCAAUGGCCGCUGGCUGGUCACCGCCGACAAUGGACACGACUCGGUUCUUGUAGUUUGGGAAAUAGCUCAAGGGACUCCGAUAUUCACAGCGUUUUUGCCACCUAACGUAGGAGUGGUUGCCGUUAAGUUUAGCAUCAACUCAAAAUACUUGGUCACUGUAUCGUCGACUCUCGACAGCGGCGCACAAUCCAUUGGUUUGUGGGACUGGACUUCGGGCGCAGAAGAGCCAAAACAUUCAGCUCAACUCGGUGCUGAAACCGAUCCGGUCUUGCACAUAGCCACUUGUCCGAAUCGGUCGAAUUUCUAUUGCUUCACUACCAAAAAAAUGAUCGUUUUCCUGACCGUGGACAAAGUGGACGAUAAAACCGUAUUGGCCGUCCAUAAUCCCGGACUCGAUCCGGAACAGAAAGAACACCAGUACACGCAGUCAGUGUACAUAACCAACUUCCGGCAAGUGUUGUCGGCUUCUACCGGAGGUAACGUGUCGGUGUGGGACGAUUAUGAUUAUAAUUCGCUGGAGAUCACCGAAACGCCUAUAAAGAACGAAAAACGUUUGUUGAAAACCGUACGGCUUCAAAACUGUGCCAUCAACACUAUAAUCUGCCAAAAAGUUAUAAUGACGGGCAACGCAAACGGCGACAUAUUCUUCUACGACAAGACAUUGCGGAUUUUGUAUCAUCUAAAAAAAUUCGUCGGCGACUCCAUAGUGUCGAUAUCCAUGUUAACGUCCAUCGACAAAUGCACGGAAAUAGACACAAUCGAAGAACCAGUGCAAUGUGUGAAUUCGCGUAAGAAGAAAUGCGCCGGUCCCGACAACGCCAAAGACUUUGCUAUUCCAAACGAGCCGCAAUUGAAAUUCGAUUCGUUCGUCUUGAGCACUGGCAACGGUAGAAUCAUCCUGGUAGAGGUGGCCGAUCAAAAUUUCAUUCAAAUCCAGGAACCGUGCGACGGAUCGGUCACUUCGUCGACAGUGCACCCCGAACAGACGUUCAUUGUGUUCGGCAGUUCCCUCGGCAGACUCAACAUGUACAAUUAUCACGACAAACAGUUUCUGAUCUCGUACGUCAUCGCCAGCGACCACCAACCGCCGUCUGACAGCCGAUACAUUACCAACAUCGAGUUCUCCCCCAAAGGCAAGUACUACUACUUUGUCAAUAGCCAUAGGCGUGACUGUUUCCGGUAUAGGUUUUUACUUGUGCUGCGGCACGGCCGACGGAUCUUUUUGGUUUCUCAAUCCUUGUCUGUUGACACCAACCAUCCCGGUGCCGUUCAAAUCGGGCAACACCGCAAUCAGUCACAUCACUUUUAGCCCGAGCGUGUCCAAGUACGAUUCGUCCAAGUUUGUCGUGACCAAACGUUCCGUUUGCAUUUUUACACUAUGGUGCCG
Molecule: messenger RNA, 1797 nt
Organism: Adelges cooleyi (spruce gall adelgid)
Lineage: Eukaryota; Metazoa; Arthropoda; Insecta; Hemiptera; Adelgidae
Product: cilia- and flagella-associated protein 251-like
Exons: 12
Coding region: 121-1719 (532 amino acids)
Cellular component (GO): motile cilium
Molecular function (GO): protein binding
Source: RefSeq, a predicted model, not a curated record